Messenger RNA from Trichobilharzia regenti, 9815 nucleotides. NCBI's taxonomy places the organism in Eukaryota, Metazoa, Platyhelminthes, Trematoda, Strigeidida, Schistosomatidae. The record is from the annotation of a GenBank genome assembly.
CAUUACCGGUUAUCUUUCAGAAUGCAUUACUACACAUCCUUCUGUAUUGUGUAUUCGUGUGUGACAAUACCGUGUACUAAUUGACUGGUGACGUCUUGAGUUUGGAUUCCAUCUUAAUUGUGAAGAUAUUCACAUAUGACCCUAGGAGUUAAAAGUUUAUUGCAGUAUGUACCUUCUUAAUUGGUAUCUAGUAUCAUUCGGAUUCCUCAAUGGUGUUCACAGUCAACAAAGAAUAUUUGGAAACCAACGAUUGGUAUGUGAUAGUGCUACCAUAAUGCUCCUCAUUUUCAUGGGCAAAGAACUGUUUCAAUACAGGCCUUAGUCGUAUGUCACUCCGACAUCCGUGAUCUCAGGCGCAAGCGUAAUAUUUAUAUAUUCAUUAAAGGAAGUCUGUAUUAUGCAACAUUUCGCCUUGUUUUUCUUUACGACAGCACGAUAUGCCUGUGGAAAGUGAAAAAUAAGGAUGAGACUAGCCGUAUUUGAUCAUAGGUGUAUACGUUCCACCUUUUGUCAGGUGGUAUAAUAUGGUCAGUCGCAUUGAGGUUAUGCGUGGUAUGGUAAGAAGAAAAACAAGCCAGUAAAGUUUUGGAACCUCAGUUUAAUUAUUUUGGGGUGUCGUAUAAGCCCGAAUGGAGUAACUGCUAGCGAAACCUUGUGACGAAUACAAUAGACCCGUGUGGUAUUUUCCAACUUAAGUCAUUUGUGGUGUAGCUGUGAUAUCCGGUUAUCGAGGGAAAGACGUUCACUGUGUACCAGUUCGCUCUGUCCUUCUUUAUGACUGAGGGAUUUCCAUUGAAAGUUGGAGACAUAGGGAAGCCUGCUGUCUUUGAUCUCAGAUGUUCGUUCCGUGUUAAGUGGUACUAUAUGGGGAAUAAUAUUAAAGUGAGACGUAGUGUUAGGUUAGGAGGGAAAGUUAACCAGGGAGGUUGUGGAAAUACACCGACCGAAAUAACCAGAUAACGUCAAACAUGUCAAACCAUUACCUUCCUUGACUAGUAAUGUUAGUUGACAUAGGAAUAGGUUUGCAGGAAUUAUCAAAAAAUGGCGCAUAUUCAUGUAGUUUUUGACUGUUUGAGCCUUGUAGAGGGAUGUAAAUUGUCUCGUCGAUGCUAACGAUCAGCGGUUAAAGGUUUAGCGAAUUGGCCCAGAAUCAUUUUAACCCUCUGUGAUUGUAUAGACCGCAAGUGUCCGUGUGGUUGUUGUCUGCUAUACACUCCCGUUUGUUGUAGUUAUGUUGCGUUUCUUUUCCACAUCUUCGUUUGUGCUUGCGUAAAUUGUAUUAACUCGAAUUGGUGCACUUUUACUCAAAGGUUUGCGGUAAAAAUCCGGACCUAGGUGUUUAGGUGAUUCAGAUAUUUUGUUUGGGAUGGCCAUUUUACUUUUCUGUGAAUACUGGAUAGUUGUCUGAACUCAUUAGGAAGAGGAAAGAUGGGUAACUCAAGUCUUGAGUAAAUUUUUUUCCGUGGUUGAAAGUACAAAAACUUUGUUCAGAAUCCAUCUUUAAUAUGGUAAAAGAUAGUCAUCAAAACGAUCGUGUUUGUAACUGUUCUUUGAUCUCCAGCCAAUAAAUAAGUUAGCUCUUAAGCAAUAGCUUACCAUUUGUACACUGUUUUUUAGUCUCACUUUAGUUGAUUUCGCAUACGGCGAUGGAUGCUGUCGGUGAUUCUAGUAAGCGUUUUGCGAAUCCCCCUUGUAGUUUAAAGACCUGAAGUGCUGCCUCGUGGGAAUGCUUCAUGGAUUUCAAGUUGUAACAUGACUCGUUAGUCAGCGUUUCACUCAGAGUAGAGGGAGCCACUAUCAUAGUUGUCGCUACUUGUUUCCUUUAUAAAUGUCAGCAAACUCCUGAGAUUUAUUUAAUUAUAUUCCGUUGUCUCUGAAUCAGCUCUAAGUAUUAGGCAUAUUAAUUUAUAGGAGAUAUCUUGACGUUGAUUUAUUUGUGCUCAAGACAAUUAGUGGUGACUCAAUUAUCGGACUUGGUGACCCUACUUUUCCAGCACCGCAAAGCUUUUUUAUUACCUUCUGUCUCUUUCCAACAAGCAAUCUACUUGAAAGUGGAUUUCCUGUUAGGGGGAGUUGUAUGUUUUGAAAGAUCACAAAAAGACCAGAUGGAGUUGUGAGGACUCAUGUGCUUGUGUCUAUUGAUAUUAGCAUUUUAGUGUAGGAUACCCGAUCUGUAUUCACGUAGCCUUAAGAAUCUGUAAGUCGAUACUCUAAAGAAGAUGGUCUCAGAUUAGUUGCAUGCAUUUUGUCUAUCUUUAAUGACAAUUUCUUUUUUCUACAUUGAUCUUAAAUCAUUUAACGACCCUCAUAUCUCAUGUUCACUUUUUUCUCAUUUCAUUGUUUUCACAUUGAUUUACAGAUAAAAGGUGUGGUAACUGACUACAUUUGUCAGGGGGAAUCACAACCAUAUAUGCUUAGAUUUUUGCUCAAGUUGUUCCAAAGGUUGCAUUUUGUCAGCAUCUUGACCUACACGAACUAUGUCAUCCAUGUAUUCUAGGUCAAUGAGACUUUUGUGCGAUGACAAGUUGACCUCUAAGAAGUCGAAGUCGACCAGGGUCACGUCCAUCAAUAAAUCUAUAACGAAAUUAAGUAAGGAUGGUCCAAAAAUGGACAUACAUGAUGGGCACCAUUGUUGUCGCUUUUGUUGACAGACAUUCUUAAGCUCUUAAAGAGCUGCAUGGGUUCGAGUGAAGCUCCAUGACACCUACCACAUACAAUACAAUUGCUCCAGAGCGAGACAUCGCCAUAGAACCUCACAAUUGAUGGAGUGAAAUGCUGCCUUUUGAAGAUAAAUGGCAAGUGUUGGAAACCGGUAAGUAAGCCAUAUUCCGAAACCUGUAAAAAGAUGAAGAAACGAUCAGUACACCUUCCGGGUCUAAAACCCGCCUUCUCUUGAGUUUAUUUUUUCACUGUCUUUGCAAGACUAUACCACCUCCCUAGAACUUUACAUAAUAUUUUGGUCAAGCUAAUCCUCCUGUAGUUAUCACAAGAUUUGUCUCCUUAUAAACUGGGACAGUCGAUGAUAGACACCAUUCCGUUGAAAUUAUCUCUGAUUUCCAUAUGCAAGCUAAUCCCAUAAUAAAUGUAGGUAGUAAUUUAUCACCAUUCUUAAAUACCUCACUUCGUCUUAGGCCGAGCAUCUGCAUUCGAAGAACUCGCUCACAUCAUAUAACUAGAGUAGGAUUAUUGGUAAAUAUAGUGCAGGUGAAUACCAUUUCGUUGUCCAUCAGCUAACUAUAAUGCCACUUACGAGCUAGGUGGAAUGACCAGUGUACUCAACCACUUCAUUCCCUGUAGUAUGAUCGGGUGUUGGGCAGGUUCGCUAAUUCGUUGUUUGGUGUGUCAGUAAAUGUCUUAAGAAACUAAAAGGUGUCUUUCUGUACGACUAUCAAACAUGAUUAGUGUGUAGUUUUGCCAAACAUCUUUAAGAAGGUAUUCUUAGCAUUGAUUACGUGGUAAGAGUGCUGGAGUUAAAUGUAUAAUUGUAUUCAAGUUUAGGCAGCUUUACUUCUUAACCGCACGGGUAAAAUAUUAGUAAAUCUAAAUUAUACAUAGAGUACAAACACUUCAUUUGAAGUGAAAUUCGAAUAAAUAUAUACCACUCAGUAGUUUUGAAGUAUUUCACCUUGGAUCUCUUGGCAUUCACAAAUUAUUUAUUGACCUCAGCUUAGCUAACCUACGAUCUCCCCAAUUAUUUUGACUAGGGGUCAAAAGGUAUGGAUUGACUUAUCAACAUCUUGGCUUUUCAUUUUAAUCAUUUGUCAACGCUUUUCGAAACUAAUCAUGGUGUGGUAUGUGUUCAGAAUGUGUAAAAUAGAUGGAAUCCUCCGGACGGUGGACACCAAUGGCUGGAGACAAUUGGUGAUGUGGCUCAAAAUCGUUCUCAAUGGCGCAUAUGCUUCCACUCCUUGUGACUUAUAAUUUCCAAUAAGACUAUAUUGUUCUUCGAUAUUACUAUUCUUUUUGCCUCAUAUCUCUGUUUACUGUUUCUAUUCCGCGUUUCUUUUUACUUUCUUCUCUGGCUUUGUGUGCUGAGUGAAGUGUAGCGACUCAAGCUGCUGCACACCGGUGCAAAGUUCUAUGUUGAAACCAGACAGACAGACAGUAAAAUAGAUGUAAUCGUAAUCCGAAAACUGAUAAUUUGUACAGUUCUGUCCAAAAAACUACCUGUUUCUUGUCAGCACUGGUUCUAUUGGGAGAUCACUGACCUUAAUAAUCAAUUGCUUUAGAAGGAGAUUAUUACUGCUGCAAAACUUGAUCAAAUGGCAGCUACUUGUUUCGUUCUUGUUUCACAGACACCUGUUUAUCAUCCUUGGCUUACUCAUUCCUUUCCUGCGUGUUGGUGCUUCGUGUAGAACCUGUCGUUCCUUUGUCUUUGGCGCAGACAUGAAUACCUUCGGUGACAUUGGUAGACCUUUGUGGCACCACCAUGCAAAUAAUUAAAAUGUUAAGCGUAGAUAAGCAAGCAAACGAACUGAGUCGGUUGAUAAAGUUGUGAACCCCUUUGUACUGAGGUGAUUGGAGUGUGCUACACAAGCCUUCACUAUUCUCAUCCUCUUUCGCCAAACAAAUUAGGAUUAGGGAAGAAAUCCAUAAGUGUCCUGAAGAGUAAAUUUUCACCGGAACUGUGUAGUACAGUGUACAUAUGUAUUGUCCAGUGAACAACAAAAACCGAUGGUUAUGAAUUGUCAGUGGUGAGAAUAGGAAUUUAUUGUAAUAGUACUGAUACAUAUAUUCUGUCUUUAUCUCACUGCUGUAUUUCUAAAUAUGUUGUGAUCUUUUUUAUUUUUGUUAAAGAUGUAGGUGGUAUUAUUAAUUUAUUCUUUCCUUUUGUUAUCUUUCACCUUAAUAAUCUGAUGUAUAGUAUGGCCAAUAUUAUUACACGGUUAUAGCAGAUCCUAUAUUGACGAUAUUUUUCUAUCAUCGUAAGGUUUGUGACAGAAAGCGCAUCUGAUCUCCAAACUUUCUUAGGAAGUUGCACUGUCGUGCAACUCAUCCCAGAUCACUGGGAUCACAAUUUCACUCCACCUACUUGCUGUUUACAGCAUCUAUACAGACGGAAGAAAACGAAGCGCACUUGAUGGCAUGAUUAUUGGACACAAAAAUAAGCGAAGUUGCAUGUACAAGUUCUACAGGUGGUACAGUACUGUUAGAGGAAGAAUUGAUAAUAAAAGAGGUUUGAAAGUAAACAUGUGAAGCUAUACUGAUCCCCCGAAGUCAUUGUUCAUCUGGAUUGGGGAAUGCAUCCUUUCUCCUCUGCUCCUAAAAGUCUUAAGAUUAAUCAAUACAAACCAGAUGAAAUGACUCAAAACUGUUUUAUUAGCGGAUACUUUCUAAUUGUGUGUAAACUAUGGACAUUUUCUUUUUGACAGGUGCUGUUUUGUUUUAUUCAUGUGUGGCCUACUUUUGGUUUAACACUUUCAUCUAUCGGCUUUUAAUUCUGUAGCACUCAGUACAACAAUGUCAAUGUGCAUUACUAGAUGGGAUUUCUCUCUAACUUCGUGAUGUUAGUAAUUGCUAGAGUCCUGUACAUCUUAAUUUUAUUCAGAAAGUGUAUCAGUAUUAUCAGUUUAUUUGUUUUCUUAACCUACUUCUCAAAGAGGAAUGUCUGUUGUCUGAAAUGGGAUUCUAAGGGUGUGGUUCCGUUCUUUUUGGUGUUAUUUACUACCGUCGUAUUAACAGACUAUUCAGAGGGUGAACUGUGUGUAAAACUGACUGGUCUAUUGAAGGAGCUACAGCAGAUAUAUAGUUUGGUCUAACGUAUUUAAUUUUCGUCUUACCACAAUUAGUUUGCUAAUUUAGGUGAUACAGUUUAAUCAAACGUAGCUAAGUGUCAUAAUCAUACUGUAGAGCUUGACAUUGCUAACUGGCCACAUUAAUCCUAGCCGAUAAAAGGACUUCCAAACUUAACAGUUGGAAGUUAGUUGUAUGUUAAUCCGUUAUUUGUAUGUACAAAUUUGCUCGUGUAGUCUUUCUUGUAUUAAACACCGUCUAAUACAUUCUUAUCUGUUUUGUUUGCAGAAUAACGAAACAUCGGAACUAGAAAAUAAACCGGAGAACAAAAACAUGUGUAAACGUGGUUGUGGCUUUUAUGGAAGUGAUCGGUUUAACGAUAUGUGCUCCAAAUGUUAUCAAGAAGAAAUUAAGUGUGAAUCUACUCUAGAUCAGGCCACGCUUCCUCGUCCUACUUCACGUGAUUUGAAGGAUAGUCGAAAAUCACAACACUUAGAUUGCUGCGAAAAUCCUCCUGAUGAUUGUGACGCAGUUCAGUCGGAUUCAAGUUCAUCUUCUCAAGUGUCUCGAGCACUUAAACGAAAAGCAGACUCUUCAAUUAUCGCAGAAACAUCCAAAGUCGAAUCGACAGCAUCCCGUUCUGCUCCUCGAGUAAAUCGCUGUACCUGGUGUCGUAAGCGUGUUGGACUGACAGGUUGGUAAUUGUUUUCAGUUUUUGUAAUGAAUUUAUGCAAAACAAGUUCUCCAAGUUUUUAUUACGGCGUUUUACAAAACAAAGUCUGAAAUAAAAGUAAUGUCUAGGAGGGUGUUUUUAGCAGUUGGUAGUAUUAUUUAUUAGUGAUUACGCGCUCUCUGAGUGAGUGAAACAAAGAACCGCAGUUGAACAUCUUCAUUGUAUUUAGUUCUCUGCCAUCACUCUCCACUGGCUGCAUGACUACUCACAUGGUUUUUUCAUAUCACCUUUGGACGCCGAACUCGUUACUUCCCAUUCGGGUUCCUCUCCAGAGCAUAACGUGUUUUUUUCUUCACGUUCCCAGUGAAACAUAGGGCCUCAAGCUAGUGGCUUGAAGUUUCUGUAGCAGUGUUUAAUUUUACAGGAUGGGGUUGCUAGCCUCAUGCCCAUCCUUUCCUCUUUACCAGCAUUAUUUCUAGCUCAGUGGGGUAAAGGAGUGCGACUCUGGCUGGCGAUCGAACCUCGAACCAUGUGCAUGGUCGGCGAGCGUCCUAACCGCUGUGCCACCGACGCAGAGUAUGACGUGUGAUAACACCUAAAGGUCUCCUCGACGUGCAUCCAAUUUUUCUCCAUUUCUUUGUGUAUUUUGUUGGGCAAUCGGUUCUUAACUGCUCCAUUGCCGGAUUUCCUUGUUGUUUAUUCUUUCUGGUUGGCCGUCUAAUCUUCAGUGUCGAGUAACAGCACGUGUUGAUGGAAGUAUCCAAUAAUAAAUAGCCUGUUGGAAAUGCUUUCGGUGACGCCUAUUGACUUAACAUUAAUUUUAAAAAUUUAGAUCUUAUGCUAAAUACUUUAGAUAUCCACAUUCAUUUUGGAUGAAUGAACGCAAAUGUUGCUUUCCUCAUUCCGGUUGACCUUAGCAUCAUCAUCAUGUGUACGAUCUGUAGUUGAAUUAUAAUACUGCAUGUUCAGGUAAGUGAAAGAUACAAUUUCGUUUACAUUCGUCCGAUUAUUGAUGGUGAAUGGGUGUUUGCUGUUGGUGGAUGUUAUGUACUGGUCGAGAAUUCAAUAGUCCUGACGCAAGAAAGACGGAAAUCAGAAGACCACUAGGUUUGCGAUGAUACUUCUAUUUUCCAAACACAAGGAGAAUCAAUAUCACACAAGUGUGUGAGGGCAAAAUAUAUGAAUGUUCGAACAGGUGUGUGAAACAAUUGUGUGAGCGAAUAUUCAAAAUGAACAAAUCAAUAGACAAUCUUAACAUGAUUGGCUAAUUAUAAUGGAAUAUCGAUCCAUAUAUACCUAGCAAAUAUAACAGACUGUCAAACAAAACACACAUAUUAUAUGGAUACAUAUCAGUGGAGUAUCUUCAUCAUCUCUAUCUCCUCUGUUAUUCACUUUUUUUCUGGUUCUGUGACUCUUUCGACUUUUGAUAACUAAAUGAUAUCAUCAAUUCUGGCACAUGAUGGGUAUCAUUCGCUUCCAUCUGGUACACAAAUCUGCAUUACUCCUUGUCUUAUCAAAUUCUUAUCAUUUUGGAACCGUUCCUGUAUGAAUUCACUUGCUUUUAAUGGUAUAUGUUCAGUGUACACUGUCAUUGCCUACUAAACAUUACUGACUAUUUUUAGUUCAGAUUGUCUUUUCAUUUGACAAUGCAGUACGAGUAGUAAGUGAUAUCGGUUUAUGAGUAUAAUUGAGAAGUUUUGCAGUCAACGGUAGUAUGCGAAUUUCAUUUCGAUAGUUACCUUUCAGUAUUUUGCACAGUCGUAUAAUUUUUGCUAGCUACCAAGCACCACGUAUUAUGAUCAUCCAAUAGGCCGAACUAUGUGAGUACAAAAUAGGUAUGUUGUAGUACAAAAGCUAUGUCUUCACUUUAUCUGACAAAUGCGGUCUAACACAUCUGCAUAGCAUUGGAGAAGUACUUUGGAACGGUCAUUCUGAUACGAAUAGAACUCGUGUACUACAUUCCUUUUAAUGAUGUUUAUAAUAUUCAUAUUAAGUGAGUAGUUAAUUUUUAAUAAGUCUAGUUUGUCACUAGUGUUUGUUUUUGGUUCAUUUCAGGUUUUGCUUGUCGUUGUGAUGGACUAUUCUGCUCAUUACAUCGAUACUCUGAUCAACAUGAAUGCGCCUACGAUUAUCAAGCCAAUGGUCGGCUUGAAUUGGCUCGCGCCAAUCCAGAAGUGCGAUGUCCUAAAAUUCGCAAACUGUGAUCAGGAGCAUAGCUUCUGACCCCUAAAUCCAAACCUUUGAUAUUACCUUCAUUCUUGAGACAUCCUUCAGGACAAUUAUAUAUAUAUAUAUAUACCAACUUUCAUCACACUAAUUUGUAUCUUUCUAUGUUUAGCCUGUAUGUUUGACUUCUUCCUACACCGAUUGUCUUUGCAAAUUUCAUUAUAAUCAUCUUUUAAGUAUAUAAAAGUAACUAAUUUGUUAAUAGCCAACUAUCGCAUCUAUCGCAUUUUGUCGCUGACUUUCUUCUCUUAAAUGUGAUUACAUCACCAUUUGCGCUACCCACAUAUUGUUUUGUUUCUUUUCUCAAUACUUUUGAAUUGUAUUUUGUUUCCCACUCUGUGAAAAAGAACACAUCUCUUUGCCAAAAACAAACAAACAGACAAAUAAUUAAAACUGUACGUGAUAAAUAACUGAUGUGCACCAUUCGAAAACUCGUGUUGACGAUGAUGAUAGCAUUGUGAUCGGUGGUUUUUGUCACUGGACCCACUUCCCGAACUUCUUGUUUGUAUGGGUAAGAGUUUGAGUGAGUGAGUGUGGCAGUGGUGAUGGUGGUGAUUAUUUUUGUGUGUGGUCAAGAGGUCAGUUGACAUCUAAGUAAGUUCGUGUGUGUGUGUGCGUGUAUCUCUUUGAUUUUGCCUUGCCUUCUCAUUCAUUUUUAGCCUCUAUUUUAUGAAUUACAUUAAAAGUAUUUACAUAUUACAAAAAAAAUAGUAGGAUUCUUGUAAGCAGCGAAGUUUAUUGCGUUUUUUGUUUUUAGUUAAUGCACAAAAUAUAACAAUUUGUACAAUCUUUAUGUUUGGAUAUAUAUACAUUAGUUAAUUAAUUAAUUGUGAAUAUCUGAAGUGCAUAUGUAUGUGGAACUAUGUAAAUGAUGUGUUGUGUGUGUGUGAUAUAUUAUUAGGCGCGCUUGGUGGAGAGACGAUGGCAACAACACAUGAAACAGUAGACUUGAUAUUUUAAUUUUGUUCAGCUUUUGUCCAUCUCCUAGCGCUCUCUCUCUCUGCCUAUCUCCCUAUGCAUAUACAUUGUAUCCAACUGUAUUUAUCUGUUUUUCUAUUAUAUAUUAUUAAUAAAUUGGAUUUAUAAUCCGUAUUUCAGUGACUGUAUGUUUACAGAAUUUCAGUAAUAUAUUGCGCAUAUAUCAUACAUACAUAUACAUAUAUAUACAUACAUAUAUUCUGUC